AUGUUGGAUAUUCAACACUUUGGUUAUAUAUUUGAUGCAAGAGACACUAUCGCCCGGUUAAACAAAACUAUUCAAAGAAACCAGAAUUCAGGUGAUGGCACUACAUACGUAAGAUGGGGGAGAGACACUGCGUAUCAAGUUUACACUCGGUACGCAGCAGGGUCUAAUUACGGGCAUAGUGGAACAGCUUCCGACACUUUGUGCCUAUCAAAGAAUCCUAUAUACAACAAAUAUACUCCAGGUUUACAAGGAGGUAUUAUAUACGGUGCUCAGUAUGAGACAGGUCGUCCUAAUUCAGCAUGGAAACAUCUUAAAGACCAAGACAUUCUGUGUGCAGUGUGUAGAAUAACAAGGAAUAACGUGUUGAUGGUGUCGGGACGAAAUACCUGCCAAGAAAAUUACCAACUGGAAUACAAGGGCUACCUAAUGUCACGCCAUUACCAGCAUUCAGCAUCUCUAUUUAUCUGCAUUGAUAAUGAGCCGGAAGUUCUACAAGGUGGUUCUUUCGAUGAUAAUGGCAAAUCUUUCUACUUUGUUGAUGGCACUUGUGGAUCACUUAAAUGUCCGCCAUAA
This is a messenger RNA of Ruditapes philippinarum (Manila clam), 573 nucleotides long. RefSeq lists its product as uncharacterized. Bases 1 to 573 code for a protein of 190 amino acids. Lineage: Eukaryota; Metazoa; Mollusca; Bivalvia; Venerida; Veneridae. The transcript is spliced from 2 exons. The record is from RefSeq and is a predicted model, not a curated record.